This is a messenger RNA of Miscanthus lutarioriparius, 588 nucleotides long. Lineage: Eukaryota; Viridiplantae; Streptophyta; Magnoliopsida; Poales; Poaceae. The record is from the annotation of a GenBank genome assembly.
AUGGCGGUGGCCACCGAAGCGGCCGCUGGUGGGAACGGGGAGGGAAUCCCGCUGCCUGCGGGCGUCGCCGCGACCGCCGCCAAUGGGAGUCAGCAGGGGUACCCGGCGGAGGGUGUCUUGGUGGUCGGCUCGAUGGCCCCACGCGCGGAGGGAGUCCUGGUGAUCGACUUGACGGCGGUGACAGAGGAGGAGGAGCAGAAGAAAGAUCACAGUACGGCCUACGCACGGAGGGAGUCCCAGAUCGAUUUGACAGCGCAGACAGAGGAGGAGGGCGAGGAUGAGAAGGAAGCUCAAGGUGUUGAUGGCCCACGCGCGGAGGGCGUCCCGGUGAUGAUCGACCUCACGGAGGAGAGCAGCGAUGAUGAUGAUGAUGAUGAGGAGAGGAGGAGGUCACACACCCUGAAGAAGAAGUACAGCGGAGCAGAAUCCAAUUUGACAGAACUGAAAAAAAUGGGGGCGGUAACUUUGCAUGGAGUCAAUGCAAAAACGAUGAAGCUACACACUGAUCUCAAGAUGAGGCGGUUUGACAGGGUUAUUUUCAACUUCCCCCAUGCUGGGUUCAAAGGGAAGAAGACCAACCACAUAUGA